AUGGCACAUCACUUAAUAGCACAAAUUAUUAUUGUUGGAACGCAAGUUCUUGGACGAGCGUUUGUUCAGGCUUAUAAACAAGCGGCAUUAAAUGCAACAUUAAGACAUGAAAAAAAGAAAGGCUACAUGUCAUCAGAAGAAGACUCUGGUUUUUCAAUGGGAAAUUUAUCAGAAAAAACGGGUAUUACGGCUAACGAAGCAUGUCAAAUAUUAAAUAUAAAAAAAAUGCCAGUAGAGCUUUCAGAUGUAAUAAAGAGAUAUGAAUAUUUAUAUAAAACAAAUGAUCCGAAAAAUGGAGGAAGUUUAUAUCUUCAGAGUAAAAUUUUUUGGGCUAAAGAACGGUUAAAAGGUGAUAUUUCUGAAGGGAAAGUGGAUUAA
Pneumocystis murina B123 is the source of this 378-nucleotide messenger RNA. RefSeq lists its product as hypothetical. Gene Ontology annotation, cellular component: TIM23 mitochondrial import inner membrane translocase complex. The record is from RefSeq and is a predicted model, not a curated record. The transcript is spliced from 4 exons. Gene Ontology annotation, biological process: protein import into mitochondrial matrix. NCBI's taxonomy places the organism in Eukaryota, Fungi, Ascomycota, Pneumocystomycetes, Pneumocystales, Pneumocystaceae. The coding region runs from base 1 to 378 and encodes 125 amino acids.